Messenger RNA from Dendronephthya gigantea, 1514 nucleotides. Its product is annotated as fumarylacetoacetase-like. The coding region runs from base 87 to 1346 and encodes 419 amino acids. Gene Ontology annotation, molecular function: fumarylacetoacetase activity. The transcript is spliced from 13 exons. The record is from RefSeq and is a predicted model, not a curated record. Gene Ontology annotation, biological process: homogentisate catabolic process; L-phenylalanine catabolic process; L-tyrosine catabolic process. NCBI's taxonomy places the organism in Eukaryota, Metazoa, Cnidaria, Anthozoa, Malacalcyonacea, Nephtheidae.
CACGUGGAGAUUGCUAAAUUGCUAAUUAUUGUUCUUGUUGGAAUUUCUUCCUAUAAGAGCUUCGAAUUUUCACACUAAAAUUCGAGAUGUCUUUCAUUACUGUGGCUCCUGAUUCACAUUUUCCCAUUCAAAAUUUGCCUUAUGGCGUAUUCUCCACAUCCAGCGAUAAUACCCAUCGUAUUGGCGUUGCAAUAGGUGAAUAUGUGCUGGACUUGAAAGCAAUAAAACAUCUUUUCAAUGGACCGGUUAUGCAAUCACAACAACAUGUAUUUGAAGAGGCCACAUUGAAUAAACUCAUGAGUCUUGGUUCAGCAGCAUGGCAUGAAACACGUCAAACAUUGCAGUCCAUUCUGUCAAAAGAUCAGGGUGUGUUAAGAGAUAAUGCAGAGCUGCAAUCCAAGUGCCUUAUUUCUAGAAAUGAAGUGACUAUGCACCUUCCUGCUAAUAUAGGUGACUAUACUGACUUUUACUCAUCUCGAGAACAUGCUACAAAUAUUGGUACUCUGUUCAGAGGAAAAGAAAAUGCUCUUCUUCCCAAUUGGCUGCAUUUGCCAGUUGGCUACCAUGGUCGGGCUUCCUCAGUUGUCAUAUCAGGAACUCCUGUCAGGCGACCUGUGGGACAAUCCAGGAUGGUUGAUGAUAAACCUCCUGUUUUUGGACCUUGUAAAAUUUUAGACUUUGAGUUAGAAAUGGCAUUUUUUGUUGGGCCUGCGAACAACCAUGGAGAACCAAUCCCUGUCCAAAAGGCCCAUGAACAUAUUUUUGGAAUGGUUAUUAUGAACGACUGGAGUGCUAGAGAUAUUCAAAAAUGGGAAUAUGUUCCACUUGGUCCCUUCUUGGCCAAGAACUUCUGCACAACCAUCUCCCCAUGGGUGGUCAGCAUGGAAGCUUUACAGCCAUUUAUGGUCGCUAACCCAGUUCAGGAUCCACAGCCACUGCCAUAUUUGCGACAUUCUGAUCCAUAUUCCCUGAAUGUUGACUUGGAAGUUGGAAUCAAAGCGGAAGGAAUGGACAAGCCCGCCGUGGUUUGCAGGUCAAAUAUGAAGAACCUGUACUGGACAGCAAAACAGCAGUUGGCUCAUCACACCGUGACAGGGUGUAACGCCCGCCCUGGCGACCUCAUGGCGUCUGGAACCAUCAGCGGACCAACUCCAGAAUCUUACGGCUCGAUGUUGGAGUUAUCUUGGCGUGGAUCAAAGACGAUCCCACUCGCUCCGGGGGUUGAACGAAAAUUCUUGCAAGAUGGCGACGAGGUCGUGAUGAGUGCGCAUGCGCAAGGAGAUGGGUACGUGAUUGGUUUUGGAAGUUGUGAAGGAAAAAUCCUGCCUGCUUUGAACUUCCCUUGAGGUACGAUGAAUAGUGUGAUUAUAUAAAACGUGAGAGAUCCACAGUCAGAAAGGCUUUCAAAAGCCGUGAUUUUGCGACUGACUGGUUAUUUAAAAGUCAACUGAAAGUUAUAUGCGAAUAGGUAAUAAAAUUAUUCGAGAUAUUGUUGCUGGAUCUUGUGUUUUUAA